AUGAUAGUCGCCAGCGACCGAUACGCGGCUUACGAGGCCGUGAAAAAGGUAAAGCUACUUUACGAAAAUGGCCCUCGUAAAAGGCCUUUGUUAACGGUGAAGGAUGUACUCGGCAGUAACGACAAGAGCAGGAUCCGCGAAGCCUCGCACGAAGACGCGAGUAAACCUGCCGGGAAGGACUUGAAGCAUACGAUCAAGGAGACGUUCGAAUCCGGAAGCCAGUAUCAUUUUACAAUGGAGCCUCACGUCUGCGUUUGCAUACCUUCGGAGGACGAACUGGAUAUGUUUGUAUCGACGCAGUUCGUCUCUUUUAUUCAGCGCAAUGUGUCGGCUUGCUUGGGGAUAGCGGAAAAUAAAAUCAAUAUCAAAGUACGACGUGUCGGUGGUGCCUAUGGCGGGAAACUGACCCGAUCGUCACAAGUAGCCUAUGCCUGUGCCAUGGUCGCACAGAAAUUCAAACGACCAGCCCGAAUGAACUUGACUAUCGAGGACAUGAUGCGGUCGUUGGGUAAACGGGGCUCGACUUACAGCGAAUACGAGGUAGGGGUCGAUGAUCUCGAUAAGAUCCAGUACCUCGAUUGGAACCACUGGAGUUUGACUGUGAACAAUGUCAUCACUGAUUUGCCAUGUAGUACCUGGUGUCGAGCACCUGGAUCAACCGAGGGUCUAGCUAUAAUCGCUAACAUCAUUGAGCAUAUCGCAAGGGUCACCAAGCGAGAUCCCAUUGAUGUAAGCUUGCAGAACGUAUCUGACGAUGACAAAGAAAGAGUCACCUCGAUGAUAGAUCAGAUUAAAAAAAGUUCCGACUACGAAGAUCGGCGAAAAGCUGUUGAUCUUUUCAAUAAGGUAGCACAAGUAGCAGCGAAUACUCUGGGAAUAGACAUGGGCACGAUAAGAGUCAAGCCAACGUACAACUUGACAUCGCCAAAUGACAGAUCCAGUGGGUCUAGUAUAACUAGUGAUUGCGUCACUAGCGCUACGAAAAUAGCGUGCGAAGAGCUUCUGAAAAGACUGCAACCUGUCAAGGACAGUCUAAACAACCCCACGUGGCAGGAUAUCACGCGCGCGGCUAUGACACAAAACGUCGACCUUUGCGCGACUCACAUGUACAACGUAAAGAAAGACUUACCAAAGAACUACUCCGUAUACGGCGUGACAGUCGCAGAAGUGGAAGUUGACGUUCUGACAAGCCAGCACAUAGUGCGCCGAGUUGACCAUCUCGAGGACACAGGCGUCAGCUGGAGCCCAGAAAUAGACGUCGGUCAAGUGCAGUAG
This is a messenger RNA of Nasonia vitripennis (jewel wasp), 1275 nucleotides long. Its product is annotated as indole-3-acetaldehyde oxidase-like. The transcript is spliced from 8 exons. Bases 1 to 1275 code for a protein of 424 amino acids. Gene Ontology annotation, molecular function: oxidoreductase activity; iron ion binding. The record is from RefSeq and is a predicted model, not a curated record. Lineage: Eukaryota; Metazoa; Arthropoda; Insecta; Hymenoptera; Pteromalidae.